Bufo bufo (common toad) is the source of this 2190-nucleotide messenger RNA. It is a transcript of the gene SLC60A2, whose product is annotated as major facilitator superfamily domain containing 4B. Gene Ontology annotation, biological process: transmembrane transport. The coding region runs from base 117 to 1880 and encodes 587 amino acids. NCBI's taxonomy places the organism in Eukaryota, Metazoa, Chordata, Amphibia, Anura, Bufonidae. The record is from RefSeq and is a predicted model, not a curated record. The transcript is spliced from 4 exons.
GUCACCGCGCGGCUCAGGCUGCUACAUCCGGGUUGUUCCCGGAGAGAGGUGGCUGGAGCCGGAUCCUUUAGGAGGCAUGAGGCCGCGGCUUUAAGUGACAACUGAAUAUCGGGGACAUGGCGGGGAACGGUAAGAGGAAGAAGCAGGUGCGGUUCGCCAGGGCGGAGGACGACGAGGCCGGAGAAGAGGAAGAAGAGGACACUUUGUUUGAUAAACGGCCGCCAAGUGCUAGCAGAGGCCGGGAGGAUGAGGAAGGCGGCAGUCGUCGGAGGAGAGCGGAGGAUGUGGUGCUGUUAGUGCCUGGAGGCCUGAGCGGGAGAGGCGGCCAGCAGUGCGCCGGGCUGAGGUGCUGUGUGACCACCGCCAUGUGCGCGGCUUUCCUGGGGCUGGGAAUGGCUAUUUCAGUCUUAGGACCAACGUUCCCUGAUUUGGCUGCUAAUGUGAAUAGUACUGUUGGAAACAUUUCCUAUAUUUUUGUCGGGAGGUCCUUAGGAUAUUUUUGUGGCUCUAUCUUGAGUGGUAUCCUUUUUGAACGCUUAAAUCAGCACCUGCUUCUAGGGUUAUCAAUGCUGGCAACUUGUGCAGGACUUUUUGUCUUGCCAUGGUGUAAGAAGGCCAUUUUCCUUACUGGAGUUAUGUCUAUUGUGGGAACUUCCAUGGGAUUCCUAGACACUGGUGGAAAUGUGGUCAUUCUGAACACCUGGGGGGAUGAAGCUGGACCUCACGUGCAAGCACUCCACUUCAGUUUUGCUUUGGGGGCUGUCCUAGCUCCAAUAUUGGCAAAGCUAAUCCCAGAAAUUCUGCCACUUGAUAAGAAUCACCUCACAGAACGUCUGAGAGACAACACGACAUCCAAGGAAAUGCUGGAUUUGCCUCUGGGAUUAAAAAAAUCCAUGUUAUCCUAUAUUGUGAUCGCAACAUAUAUUUUCCUGGUGUCUUUAUUUUUAUUUAUCUUGUACAGCAAGACCCAGUCAAACCAAUCAGUCACCAAGAGCACAGACGAGAAAGUACGGACAGCCAGAUACCACAAUGCCCUUAUAUUUCUCCUUUUCUUGUUUUUUUUCUUCUAUGUUGGUGCAGAAGUUGCCUACGGUUCCUAUAUUUUUACCUAUGCUAUCACUACAGCAGAAAUGGACCAUGAUAAAGCAGCAGGGCUGAAUUCCAUAUUUUGGGGAGUGUUUGCUGCAGUUCGAGGCCUGGCCAUCUGUUUUGCUACAUGUCUGUAUCCUGGCACCAUGCUGCUGCUUAGUGUGAUUGGCUGUGCUGUGUCGUCUUUGUUUUUACUACUUUUUCAUACCAACCACAUUGUGCUUUGGGCUGGUAGCGCACUCUAUGGUGCCUCAAUGGCUACUACGUUUCCAAGUGGCUUUUCUUGGGCACAGCAGUACACAACCAUAGGAGGAAAGGCUGCUUCUUUAUUCGUCAUCGGGGCAGCACUGGGUGAAAUGGCUAUUCCUGCCUCUGUAGGUUACCUUCAGGGAUUGUUUCCUGCCUAUCCUGUACUUAUGUAUACAAUCUUGGCGUCCUCUGUGUUGACUGCAAUUCUCUUUCCCGUUAUGUACAAACUGGCCACUUCUCCAAGGGACAAGACCCGUUGGGAUGGAAUGGAAAGUGAGGACCGCCGGGCUUUGCUUUCAGGUUCUGGAGUGGAAGAGGAGGAAGAGGAUGCUCAGCGCUGGAAUGAAGCAGAUUUUGAAUCAAUUGAAAUGAAUGAACAAAGUAAGAACUACAACACUGUGAUACAAGAGGGCACAUUAGAUGUUACUUCAAGUUCAGACGUCAACAGCCGGGUGGUAUCAAAAAAUGGGACAGUAGGUAAUGUGAUUGCUAACAUAUCUCCUGCCAAAAACCGGAAUGCAGACAGCGAAAAAAAUGACUAGAAAUAUAGUUUUAUAAAGCAAGCUGGCUUGUUUGGUAGAAUAUCUUGCUGAAAUUGCUUACAAUUAAUGUUUGUAAAGAUUUAUAUUCAUAUGAUGAUUUGAUGUGUACUUUCAUGGCCGAGAUGGGAAUAACCCAUAGUAAGUGCCAGCCCGGGAUUAGCUGUCUCCAUACCUUCGCCUCCCUGGACUAGUAUUUACUGUGGGUUAUUUAUUUCCAUCCCGGCCAUGAAAGGGCGAGAUGGGACAACUCCUUUAAUGGUAAAAGAGCCAUCCACUAAUGGUCUUAGUAGUCAUCUCACAAAGCAGAAGU